AUGCUUAUUGGCAUACUUACCAAUACUACACUAGAAAUGGAUACCGCGACCGCAAUAUUCACACCCAAAGAUGGUGAUACUACCCAAAGUCUAACAGGUCAAUUCAAUUUUACUCAAAUUACUUCUACGAAAGUUCAUUUCUCUGAAGGAUUCAUUAAAAACAAUGAAGGAUGGAACAUUAAUAGCAACGGAGGGACUAGCGUUUUACAAAGUGAUUUUGAAGGAAUUAGUGUUAAUGGAACUUAUGGAAUC
Molecule: messenger RNA, 252 nt
Organism: Racocetra fulgida
Lineage: Eukaryota; Fungi; Glomeromycota; Glomeromycetes; Diversisporales; Gigasporaceae
Source: the annotation of a GenBank genome assembly